AUGGAUGGAGAGAGGUCUGGCGGGCAGCAGGACAUGAAGGGAAGGAGGGAGGUGUCACUGGUGUGGAAACUGGCUCAGUGGAAGGGCUCGGCAAUCCCGGGGUUCCUGGUGUGGCUGGCAACUCCAGCAGACAUGGCCAGGCACAGAGGUGGCUUCAGCGGAGCCAGGGGUCAGCAAAAGAAGGCACUUCUCUCUGUGGAGGAGGAGGAAAUUGUGCUGAAUUGUACUCAGAUAGAUGACGUGUUGGAGAGGUAUUAUUUGUCACCAUUUUAUGCUAUUGAGUUCUGCAUCGGUUUCCCUGGCAACCUCUUGGUCGUGCUCGGCUAUAUAUUUUGCCUGCCAGUCUGGCAGAGCUGCAACAUUUACCUCUUCAGCCUGGCAGUAUCCGACCUUAUUUUCCUCUGCACGCUGCCACGCCUCUCUUACCUCUAUGCAAAUCACCAAGCGGAAACCAGUCCGUACAGUUGCGUUAUAAACCGCUACGUCCUGCAUGUCAAUCUCUACUCUUCCAUCCUCUUCAUGGUUUGGCUUUGCAUGGACCGCUUCUUGCUCAUAAAGUAUCCAAUGAGGAACCACUACCUGCUGCAGCCUCAGACCGCCCUGCUUGUGACAGGGCUGAGCUGGCUGGCCGUCAAUGUGGAGGUGGCUCCAAUGAUAGCACUGAUGGUUCAGGACCUGCAGAGUGGAAACUGGAGUCGCUGCAUGGAUUUUGCCAGCCUGAAAGGAAACAUUAACUCGUUUGGAUACAGCCUGGGGCUCACCUUGACUGGUUACAUUAUUCCCAUGCUUGCACUGUGCAGUUUCUCCUACCAGAUCGCACACCUGCUGCAUGUCCAGGAAAGGGCUCUGCAGCACAGGGCCAAACCGUACAAGCGUACACUCAGGGUUGUUGCCUCAGCUGCAGCCAUGUUUCUGGUUCUCUACACUCCGUACCACGUGCUGAGAAAUAUUACGAUGGCGUCUGGGCAGCUCUGGGCAGGAAUGAACCUCUGCACGAGGAUGUACGUGCGAGGCCUGUACAUCGUGACCCGACCACUGGCCUUCAUGCACAGCGUCAUCAACCCUGUUUUCUACUUUCUCAUGGGUGACAAGUUUAGUCAGCUUCUGUUUGCUAAGCUCAGGAAACUGUUCAGAAAGACAGAGCAGCAAAGACAACCAGCCUGA
Messenger RNA from Paralichthys olivaceus (Japanese flounder), 1164 nucleotides. NCBI's taxonomy places the organism in Eukaryota, Metazoa, Chordata, Actinopteri, Pleuronectiformes, Paralichthyidae. The record is from RefSeq and is a predicted model, not a curated record.